AUCGAAAGUAGGUCAGCAGUAGAUAUGCAGUGGUAGUUUUACUGACAGUCUCGACGGUCUAAAGCUGUAAACACUGAGAAUUAUCCGCCUUUACUCCAGUGUGUGACCUCCUAUAGACAGGACUUUACUAAAGUUUAGUCAUGAAAUCGUUUAUUUUUGUUUAUUUUGCCUCUUUGCUGGGAAGUGUUAGGACUGUAACAGGGAACUCGACAGUUCCGGAAGUUGUGGAUUUGCUCCCGUUUUUUGUAUAUCAUUCAUCAGAAGGCUCACACACUCUGCAGUACCAACACACUGCUGUCACAGGAAUAAAUUUCACAGAAUUCACUGCUGCUCGUCUGGUGGAUGAAGAGCAGUUUGCGUUCUAUGACACCAGCAACAAGAAGAUGAUCCCAAAGACAGAGUGGGCAAAGAACAUCAGCCCUGAUGAUCCACAUUACUGGUACAAAGAGACAGAGCACAUGGAGAAUGAAGAUUACAAAUUAAGAGGCAGAUUGCAUCACAUAAUGAACUGUUUUAAUCAGACUCAAGGAGUUCAUACACUCCAGUGGAUGUUUGGCUGUGAGCUCGAUGAUGAUAACACCACUAGAGGAUAUGAUCUGUACGGUUAUGAUGGAGAAGAUUUCAUGGGUUUGGAUCUGAAAACUGGAACCUGGACUGAAGCGAAACCUCAAGCUGGAAUCUUUAUAAAGGAGUGGGAUCCUACAGACGCUAAAGCUAAAUACUGGAAGAGCUACCUGGAGGAUGACUGUAUUUAUUGGUUAAAGAAGUUUGUGUCUAACGGCAGAGAGACUCUGGAGAGGAAAGUUCGUCCCAAGGUGUCAGUGUUCCAGAAACACUCUCCUUCUCCAGAGGUGGUGUGUCACGCUACAGGUUUCUUCCCCAAAGCCCUGAAUAUCACCUGGCAGAAGGACGGAGAGGAUGUGAUUGAGGACGUUGAGCUCAAUGAGACGUUACCCAACCAGGAUGGAACCUUCCAGAAGAGGAGCAUUCUGAAAGUCCCAGCUGAGGAGCUGCAGAAACACAAAUACACCUGCGUGGUUCAGCACAGCAGCUUGGGGGAGGAGGAAAUCCGAGAAGUACCAAAAGGUGGAGGAUCAGAUGGAGAAUCAGGUGGAAGAUCGACUGUUAUCAUCAUUGGUGUCCUUGUGGCUCUUGUUGCUGUCGCUGCUGCUGGGAUUGUCCUCUGGAAUAAGAGGAACUCUGAAUUCAUGCUUGUUCCCCCCGAGACCCUAGUGGUUUAAUGACGCAUCGCCGUGAACUGCAGCAACACAUGAGGACAAACUCCUGGAAAUGCACUGCAUCACUGUUCUUUCAUAACGAACAGCAGAUGAGAAUCUGAAGACUGGAGCUGCAUUCUUUCUUCUCUUUCUUCUCCACAAACUGAAAUCCAUCCCUCAUGCAUGGAGUUUCUGAACUCUGUGUUUUUCUCCCACAGAUGAGGAGCUGCAGCUGAGUAUCUAGUGUUUUUGUUCACCGCCGCACAGUAUCUAUUGCAUUACUGCCACAAACUGGACCGCGGUGUGUCGAGCGUUGUGGUCCAGGUUGUCCUGAUCGUGUAGCAGGGUUUACAGGAACCGGCCCCUGCCAGAUUUUAACCAGGAUCACAUAUAGUUUUCCAGGGGAUGAAAAUGUCAACGACCAAAGUGACGUGGUUGACGAGAGUUUCAGGUUGUGUGAAGUCUUGAACUCUGUCAACAAACAAACUGUGGCUGUGUGUCUUCCUGCUGGAGUGAGAGAGUAAGACAUGAUGAUGUUUACAGUGUAAUAUCGAAUAAAAAUAUGUGGGUGGAGUGAAAAUCCUGAGCUCACAUUAAAUUUCAGAUCAGAGCUGAGCUUUGUCUUGUCAAGUGCAGUUUCAUGUCCAGCUAUAAGAUUGUGCUGCUGUUCAAUGGUCUUAUGGUCUGUGGGAAGAAACGGUCUCUACAGACUCCUCUGUCCAAUACCAUGCGGAGUAAAUGUCUUGGAGGAAGGAAACCCAUACAGCCUCCACACAAAGCCCCUGUUGACUGCUGGGCUCGAACCAAGAACCUUCUUGCUGUGAGGUGACAGUGCUAACCACUACACCAGCAUAUUGGACAGUUUGUUCUGUAUACUGCAGGUUUUUGUGGCUGAAAGUGGUGCAGUUCCCUCACCAGCAGUUCCUGAGUGAUGAGGAUUUUAAUAGGGUUUGGGGUGUGUGUGUUUCCUGCUGUGCUGUUCUGUUUCACUGAGCUCAGCGCUGUAAGAUCAUGCUUUUGAGGGAAACCAGGUUUUGGAGUAAAGACUCUCAGUAAUGGGAUCAUCACAAGAAAUGCAGCCACCAAGAAUUCAAAGCAAAUCAAACCAAAAUUAAUUUCUAGUCGAGAGCAGAACAGUGAGAUUUUCACACUGAAUGUCGAGAAUUUACAGUUGUCAACGUGUAAAAUUUGGUGCUCAGUAUCUAAAUGAAUUGAACUCAUAAUUUGAAAACCACUUCCUCUCAGCAACCCCCCCCGUCAUAAACUGAAAUCCACUCAAAAUACUGUUUACAUUUUGACAGGAAAUUAAUAUUAUUGUUUGUUCAUGUUCUAAAGAAGUGUGAAUAAUGAAAAGCAUCUGAUUUUAAUGUUCUUAAUGUGUGUAACGCCUUAGUGCCACAAACUGCACUGCAAUGUGUAAUAUUGGUCUUUAUACCUGUGUAUUUUAUAGAGAGGGCUGAAGAAAAAAUCCAUUAAAAAGACCUGUAAUAAUGUCCUGUCACUCUUAGAAACUUUAUCUAUCCUGCUCAUAUUCUUCCUUUCUAUUGUGGAAGCCUUUAUAAAUUACUGUACUGUAAAUGUUUCUCUACUGUCUUUUGUAAAAACUGAAAAAAAAAAAGGAUUGAAAUUGUUACAGUUGGUGCUGAACACUUAACUACCUCGGUCACAUGCUAUAAAUUUUACUUUGUUGAGCCUUAAAUAAAUCUUUAUUUACUCUG
Neoarius graeffei (lesser salmon catfish) is the source of this 2935-nucleotide messenger RNA. Its product is annotated as patr class I histocompatibility antigen, alpha chain G-like. Bases 141 to 1241 code for a protein of 366 amino acids. Lineage: Eukaryota; Metazoa; Chordata; Actinopteri; Siluriformes; Ariidae. Gene Ontology annotation, biological process: immune response. The record is from RefSeq and is a predicted model, not a curated record. Gene Ontology annotation, cellular component: external side of plasma membrane. The transcript has 7 exons.